AUGCUCGAGAACGUAAAUGACUCGGAUUCAGAGGCUACCUGCUCUUGUGACUGUGAUGGCGCCGUCCUGAAAAAGGCAUUGGACUGGCUGACGCAUCACCAGGAUGACACGAUCAUCCCCGAUGAGGACGAUUGCGACUUCAAGGAGAAGGAUCUGGACGAGUGGGAUGCCAAGUUCUUCAAGAGCAUGGACAUCGAAACUCACUGCGAACUGCUUAUUUUGGCCAACUAUCUGGACGCCAAAAGCUUGCUUGUCCACAGCGCCAAAGCCUUGGCUCGUUUAAUGAGCGGCAAGACAGUUGAAGAAAUGCGCUCUUAUAUUAUGACUGCUGAUGAAAUUGCCCAAGAAGUUGAGCGCGAGAAUGGCGAAAAGAUGAAAACUGAUGUGAAAGGCGCUGAGAAAAAGGCUAAAAAAGAAAAACUCGAAAAGGAAGAUUCCGAGGAGGAAAUGUCUCAGGAUGAAGAGCCCGAAGAGGAAUCAUCUUCCGAUUCCAGCGAUGAUUGA
Molecule: messenger RNA, 504 nt
Organism: Rhagoletis zephyria (snowberry fruit fly)
Lineage: Eukaryota; Metazoa; Arthropoda; Insecta; Diptera; Tephritidae
Source: RefSeq, a predicted model, not a curated record